AUGUCGCAUUACAUGAAUGCAUCUUCGUGGACUUCAUUUCUCGAAUCAAUUACUUCGUUUAGUGGUGAUUUAUCAACUUCGACUGCUCCUCCGUUUAUUUUAUCUCCCACCUCUUUAGUAGAAUACAGUCAGAAUUGGGGCGAAACUUUUGAGCUAGCGCUAGACGCAACCUCUAUAAUCAACACUGAAGAUGGAAAACCUGCAGAGGAACUUCGAAUGCUGAAGAUCGUUAAAUGGUUUGUGUCAACGUUGAAAUCACAGUAUAUUUCACGUAGCCAAGAAUCAGGUUCUGAGAAAAAACCUCUAAAUCCAUUCCUCGGUGAAAUAUUUGUCGGCAAGUGGCCUAACGAGCAGCACCCGGAGCAUGGUGAGACAAUUCUACUUGCUGAGCAAGUAUCUCACCAUCCUCCAGUUACUGCUUAUACGCUUAUUAAUGACAAGAAGAAAGUUCGCUUAGAAGGAUACAAUCAGGUCAAAGCAUCGCUCUCCAGGAUGAUAUUAAGUGUCAAGCAGUAUGGUCAUGCUGUGCUGUCUCUAGACGAACUGGACGAGCAUUACCUGAUCACUUUCCCCCCUUUACACUUGGAGGGGCUUUUGAUCGCUUCACCAUGUGUCGAGCUGGAAGGAAAAUCCUACAUUCAGUCAUCGACCGGAUUGUUCUGCGUAUUUGAAUAUUCAGGUAAGGGAUACUUCACUGGAAAAAGGAAUUCCUUCAAGGCCAGAAUUUUCCGCUCUCAAGGUGAUGCUGAAGACAAGGAGAAGGCGCUCUACACUAUCAGGGGACUGUGGUCCGAUAUUUCUUACAUAUCCGAGGGUGCUGGCUCCUCCAAUGCGACUGCUGAGAAGGUGUUUUAUAACGCCAAAAAAUCCUCGUUUAAGCAUCUGCAGGUGAAGCCAAUUGAAGAGCAAUUUCAUCUUGAAUCUAGAAGAGCUUGGGAUAAGGUAGCUCGUGCCAUCAGGUCAGGCGACUAUGAAGCUAUCCAUAAAGAAAAGUCAGCAAUAGAACAGCAUAACCGCGACCUAAGAAAACAAGAGAAGGCGGAAGGUAUCCAAUGGCAAACAAGAUGGUUUCAGCCAAUCGACUACAGCAAUGCACCUGAGUCUUCCGAUAAACUUUUCAAGAGUCUCGCGAACGCUGCUGGACUUUCAACUGACAAUGUCCCCAGUGGCACAAUGGUUAAAGACCUGGACUCCAGAAAGAAAAGAAUUCCCGCUAUCCACUGGAGGUUUGUCAGAAGUAACUGGGACAACGAAAAAGAAGUUACAUUAUAA
Eremothecium sinecaudum is the source of this 1272-nucleotide messenger RNA. It is a transcript of the gene KES1, whose product is annotated as oxysterol-binding protein KES1. Gene Ontology annotation, molecular function: oxysterol binding. The record is from RefSeq and is a predicted model, not a curated record. Gene Ontology annotation, cellular component: cytosol; intracellular membrane-bounded organelle; membrane. Gene Ontology annotation, biological process: maintenance of cell polarity; endocytosis; exocytosis. The coding region runs from base 1 to 1272 and encodes 423 amino acids. NCBI's taxonomy places the organism in Eukaryota, Fungi, Ascomycota, Saccharomycetes, Saccharomycetales, Saccharomycetaceae. The transcript has a single exon.